AUGGCUUACCAAUCGAUUCAUGGAAGUUAUACAUACAGCACUCCAUCCGAUCAGGUGCAUAGUAUGGACUCGAACUAUACUAAUACAGACGGCCUUCCAUUAAAUCAGCUAGUUAUGAAUUCGGAUUGCGCGGACAUGGAUCAACCAAUUUGCAUGGGUUCCAAUGGCAUCUAUUCCUAUCCACUCUGUCAAGUGUAUUCGCAACCACCCAGUCAAGUUAUUAUCCCUUCUAAUACCGGUCCUUUCGACAAUAAUAACGUCUACACGGGUGUAAAUACACAGUUGAAUUCCGCGCAUUACGGAUACGUUGAUGAGAACCGAGUCAACUAUUCAACGAUGAACGGUGAUUUGACCAGUUACAAUCCACCCGCGAUCCAAUAUCCUCUCCCCCAAACAUCGGGUCAAAUACCACCUACUCCUACUCGUUCCAACAACGCUGCCAUGACGACAAACGCUACUAGUCAUGGAUACGUAAUAAUUAUUGUGAAGGCAGAUAUUAACCUGGAAAGAUUAUUGUCUAUUAUUCAAUAA
Paraglomus brasilianum is the source of this 531-nucleotide messenger RNA. The record is from the annotation of a GenBank genome assembly. Lineage: Eukaryota; Fungi; Glomeromycota; Glomeromycetes; Paraglomerales; Paraglomeraceae.